This is a messenger RNA of Micromonas commoda, 1482 nucleotides long. RefSeq lists its product with no specific name. The transcript has a single exon. Gene Ontology annotation, biological process: lipid metabolic process. Bases 1 to 1482 code for a protein of 493 amino acids. The record is from RefSeq and is a predicted model, not a curated record. NCBI's taxonomy places the organism in Eukaryota, Viridiplantae, Chlorophyta, Mamiellophyceae, Mamiellales, Mamiellaceae. Gene Ontology annotation, molecular function: glycerophospholipid phospholipase A1 activity.
AUGCCGCCCCGCAAACACGCGCGCAGUCAAAAGCAGGUCGAUAGAGACGUCGGCCACUCGACGGCGCGCAUGUGGCCGGCCCUGGCCGCCGCCGCGCGGGCACACGGCAUCGCGACGUCGACGUUGGCGUCCGUCCGCCUCUCGAACCGUCGUCUCGUCUCCCCGCGCUUCGCCGCAGCGUCCGCCUCCGCCGCGCGAUCAAACUCGAACUCGUCGUCGGCGGAUCAGAUCACCGACGAUGAGCUCAAGGGCGCGUCCGUCGCGGUGAGGCUGGCGUCGCACGUGUACAAGGUGGGCGACAUCGAGCCGUGGGUCCGUCGCGAGGGGUUCACGCUGAUGGCGGAAGGGGAGACGAACUGCACGAGGUGGUACGUCUGCGACAAGCGCGCGGGCGAGGCGACCACCCAUCGCUGGGUGAUCGUUCGCGGCGCCGCGUGGAACAACGAGAAGGUGGACCGCGUUCGGCUCUCCACCCAGAUCGGCAAGGCGUGGCCAAGCCCCCUGCACGAGGGGAAAGGCGCGCCCCCCGUGGUGGUCCACACCGGGGUCAAGGAGAUGGCGGACGAGUUCUGGCCGGACGUGUCGCCGUGGAUCACGUCGACGCCCAACGGGGCACAGCUGUGCUUCGCCGGUCACUCGCUCGGCGGGUCGAUGGCGAUGCUGCUGAUGGCGUGGUCCAAGCUGAGGCUCGGGGUGGACCCGCGCGCGAUGGACCCGUGCUGGACCUUCGGCUCCCCGCCCGUGCUGGCGUCCGACGGGUGGGAGAUGCGCAAGCGGCGCGGCGCGGACCUGUCCGAAUCAGUCGCUCGCGCCGCGGCGGAUGGCGGCGACUGGGUCGGCGAGCUCAUGCGCGGGGUUGGGAUGGGAAACGCCACGGGCGGCGUCACCGCGUUCGGGGCGGACGCGGGGGAGGGUCUCGGCGCGUCCACCCCGAGCUCAACGGAUGAGGCUAGGGAUGACGCCCCUAGGGAUGACGCGCUUCGCAUGGCGGGUUUCGAACCGGAUUCCGUUCGCGCGUUUGUCCUCUCCAACGACCCGGUGCCGAGGAUGUGGCUCGCGGCGGACCCGCUCUACGCGGGGGCCGCCGCGAACGAGACGGUGGCGUCGCUGAUGAGCGCCAGGGAGUGGCUCUUCGGCCGGGGUAUGCUGUCCAGGGGACGGUUUCUGUACGACGCCGCCGGUACCUUGUACUGGAUGCGGUGGGCCCCGGAGGCGGGAACCGCGGUGACGGUGCACAGGGGGGACCCCGACGCGCUGUGCGAGGAGCUCUCGAGGGACGGAGCGUCGUUCGAUUGGGGACGGAGCGCGACCGAGGGUGGGUCCGGGGGUGGGUCGGGCGGAGGAACUGGGGAACGGUCGUGGUUCGACGCGGGGUUGAGGAGCGUCGUCGGCGCGAUGGACCACAACGCGCAAAACUACGUGGACAGCAUCCAGUACCUCAACGUCAGGCGGUUCACGGGUAGCAGCAGCAAGGCGCUGUGA